AUGUCUAAUACCACUGAACUUAAUAUGAUCGACAAUUCAAAUGAGUGGAUUAAUUGGAUCGAAGAAUCUAUUGCGAAAAAACAAAUUAAAUAUUAUGACUAUAAUCAUUUUAAUAAUAUACAAGAAGUUGGUUUUGAAAACCGGAGCAACAAUUCAAAAAAAUAUUUUUUAGUGAUGGAAUAUGCCAAUAAUGGUACCCUUCGAAACUAUUUAAAUGGAUGUUUUAAAAAUCUUACUUGGAAUGACAAAUUAAAUCUAGCAUUUCAGUUAGCUAAUGCUAUAUUAUUCUUGCAUGAUGAAGGGAUUGUGCAUCGUGAUUUGCACUCCAAUAACGUAUUAGUUCACAAGGAUACCGUUAAAUUAGCUGAUUUUGGAUUAUCAAAAAGGAUUGAAGAAUCAUCUAAUAUUCAAUCAAAAUUAUUUGGAAUGGUUACUUAUGUUGAUCCACAAAUAUUUAAUAGAAAAAGAGAUAGCAACAACCAAAUACAAUUAUAUUCGUUGAAUAAAAAGAGUGAUGUUUACAGUAUUGGCAUACUCUUGUGGGAAAUAUCUAGUGGGCGGCCACCUUUUUGUAAUGAACCAUAUGAUGUUGGUUUGGCUAUGGAAAUAUUACAUGGUCUUAGAGAGAAACCUAUUCCCAAUACACCCGAUGAUUAUAUAAAAAUAUAUACUGAUUGCUGGAAUAAUGAACCAGAUAAUCGUC
Molecule: messenger RNA, 703 nt
Organism: Rhizophagus irregularis DAOM 181602=DAOM 197198
Lineage: Eukaryota; Fungi; Glomeromycota; Glomeromycetes; Glomerales; Glomeraceae
Source: RefSeq, a predicted model, not a curated record